GGGUUGGCCUGGCCCUCCCCCUGGACUCCGGUAUUGGUCGAAACUAGGGGUGGGGAAGGGCGGUCUGAAGACCUGACAAAGCCAAGUCCUGCUCCCUGGCUGCUCUCAGAAAGUCGAGGCUAGUCUGACACUGAGCCUAUUCUUUCAGACCACAGCACCAUGUCCAUGACCCUGGGUUACUGGGACAUCCGCGGGCUGGCCCAUGCCAUCCGCAUGCUCCUGGAGUACACAGACUCAAGCUAUGAGGAGAAGAGAUACACCAUGGGGGACGCUCCUGACUAUGACCAAAGCCAGUGGCUGAACGAGAAAUUCAAGCUGGGCCUGGACUUUCCCAAUCUGCCAUAUUUAAUUGAUGGGUCACACAAGAUCACCCAGAGCAACGCCAUCCUGCGCUACCUUGCCCGCAAGCACAAUCUGUGUGGGGAGACGGAAGAGGAGAGAAUUCGUGUGGAUAUUUUGGAGAAUCAACUUAUGGACAACCGCAUGGUGCUAGCCAGGCUUUGCUAUAACCCUGACUUUGAAAAGCUGAAGCCAGGGUACCUGGAGCAACUCCCAGAAAUGAUGAGGCUUUAUUCCGAGUUCCUGGGCAAGCGGCCAUGGUUUGCAGGGGACAAGAUCACCUUUGUGGAUUUCAUUGCUUAUGAUGUUCUUGAGAGGAACCAAGUAUUUGAACCUAAGUGCUUGGAAGCAUUCCCAAACCUGAAGGACUUCAUAUCUCGCUUUGAGGGCCUGAAGAAGAUCUCAGACUACAUGAAGAGCAGUCGCUUCCUCCCAAGACCCGUGUUCUUAAAGAUCGCCAUCUGGGGCAACAAGUAGGGCCUUGGCGGGGUGGGAUUUAGGAUUGAGAUGCCAGAUGUCCUUGGUUUGCAGGGAGCCCUGUGGAGCAGCCAGGACCUCUGCAGCCCCAGAGCCACUGUUUCCUUCUCCCUUCUUUUCCAUCCCGUCCAGACCCCCAAGGCUCACCAGCUCUCUUUUUAGGCUCAUUCAGUGCCUGCCCAACAUAGGUGCUCUAUGCCCAGCAACUCCUUUCCAUGAUCCAGGUACCCUUCUACCCUGCAGUGCCCCCUACAGGCUCCAAGGUACCCUUCUAUACUGAAGUGCCCCUUACAGGCUCCAAGGUACCCUUCUACACUGUAAUGCCCCCUACAGGCUCCAAGGUACCCUUCUGCACUACAGUGCCCCCUACAGGCUCCAAGGUACCCUUCCACCCUGCAGUGCCCCCUACAGGCUCCAAGGUACCCUUCUACCCUGUAAUGCCCCCUACAGGCUCCAAGGUACCCUUCUAUACUGAAGUGCCCCUUACAGGCUCAUGUCUUUGGAUACUUGGUUCCCACGGAUGGCCACUUUGGGCAGUUGUGGGUUCUCUGGCAGGUGGGGGUCUAUCUGGAGAGAGUAGGUUGCUAGGAGCAUAGACUUUGACCUUUGUAGCCAAGUCCUCUUCUGCUUGCUCUCUGUGUCCCGCUGAACAAGACAUGAGCAAGUUGCACUGUGACGGAAGCAUGUGUCACUACAUCUGUGACUCAGGCCUACUGCUAGCCUCCCCUGCCACUUUGAGCUCUAUCUCCUGAACCAUGAACCAGAAUAAAUCGUUCUCCACUUA
Molecule: messenger RNA, 1600 nt
Organism: Peromyscus leucopus (white-footed mouse)
Lineage: Eukaryota; Metazoa; Chordata; Mammalia; Rodentia; Cricetidae
Product: glutathione S-transferase Mu 7
Exons: 8
Coding region: 160-816 (218 amino acids)
Biological process (GO): glutathione metabolic process
Molecular function (GO): glutathione transferase activity
Source: RefSeq, a predicted model, not a curated record